AUGGAGGAACUAGGUAUUGUGACACCUGCCGAAAAGGCAGUCGAAGAUAAACCAACCGUCAAAUCAUACGCAUCGUUGCUGGCUCAACUCAAUGGUACAGCUAAUAAUAACAGUGCCCUGUUCAAUGUGAAUUCUGAUAUAUAUUUCAAAUUGAAGAAACUGGAAAAAGAGUAUGAACUGCUGACUUUGCAAGAAGACUAUAUUAAGGACGAACAACGCCAUUUGAAACGUGAACUGAAGAGAGCUCAAGAAGAAGUCAAGAGAAUCCAGUCUGUACCAUUAGUUAUUGGGCAAUUCUUAGAACCUAUUGAUCAAAACACAGGUAUUGUUUCUAGCACCACUGGUAUGAGUUAUGUCGUUAGAAUACUAUCAACCCUAGACCGUGAACUACUAAAACCAUCUAUGUCUGUAGCGUUACACCGUCAUUCAAAUGCUUUAGUUGACAUUCUACCACCUGAUUCCGACUCUAGUAUAUCCGUCAUGGGUGAAAACGAAAAACCUGACGUCACUUACGCAGAUGUUGGUGGGUUAGAUAUGCAAAAGCAAGAAAUCAGAGAAGCCGUGGAGCUCCCAUUAGUUCAGGCUGACUUAUACGAGCAAAUUGGUAUUGACCCUCCAAGGGGUGUCCUAUUAUAUGGUCCACCAGGUACCGGUAAGACGAUGCUUGUUAAAGCGGUCGCCAAUAGUACAAAAGCUGCAUUCAUCAGAGUCAACGGCUCCGAAUUUGUUCACAAAUAUCUUGGUGAGGGUCCAAGAAUGGUUCGUGACGUCUUUAGACUCGCCAGGGAAAAUGCCCCAUCUAUUAUAUUCAUAGAUGAGGUAGAUUCCAUUGCCACAAAGCGUUUCGAUGCUCAAACGGGUUCCGAUCGUGAAGUACAGCGUAUUUUGAUUGAGCUGUUGACGCAAAUGGAUGGGUUUGACCAGUCUACCAACGUUAAAGUUAUCAUGGCCACAAACAGGGCGGACACAUUGGAUCCAGCCUUGCUGAGACCGGGUAGAUUAGAUAGAAAGAUUGAGUUUCCCUCACUCCGUGAUAGACGUGAACGUCGUUUAAUUUUCGGUACCAUUGCCAGUAAGAUGUCUCUUGCUCCAGAAGCCGACCUAGACUCGCUCAUUAUUCGUAAUGACUCUCUAUCAGGUGCUGUUAUUGCAGCCAUCAUGCAGGAAGCUGGUUUAAGGGCAGUGAGGAAAAACAGAUACGUCAUUUUACAAAGCGAUCUGGAAGAAGCUUACGCCACUCAAGUCAAGACAGAUAAUACCGUCGAUAAAUUCGACUUCUACAAAUGA
This is a messenger RNA of Saccharomyces paradoxus, 1287 nucleotides long. RefSeq names its product proteasome regulatory particle base subunit RPT3 (gene RPT3). Bases 1 to 1287 code for a protein of 428 amino acids. The transcript has a single exon. Gene Ontology annotation, cellular component: proteasome regulatory particle, base subcomplex. Gene Ontology annotation, molecular function: ATP hydrolysis activity; ATP binding; proteasome-activating activity. Gene Ontology annotation, biological process: proteasome-mediated ubiquitin-dependent protein catabolic process. Lineage: Eukaryota; Fungi; Ascomycota; Saccharomycetes; Saccharomycetales; Saccharomycetaceae. The record is from RefSeq and is a predicted model, not a curated record.